AAAAUCCUCCUCAUUCACUUAUUAAACAUUUUUUUUCUCCAGUGGCUACCUUUACCAGCUGUGGCAGGGUAUCGCAUUUUGGUUGCCUUAUACUGUGUCAGCUGGAUAAUCUACAGCAUAAUCUUGGAUAAUACUUGGAAAUGGCUUAUUUUCCUUACAGACUGGACUUUUUUGUGUGUAACGACUUACUUCACUUGCAGUAGUGUGAUAUCUGUUAUAUACUGGAUUCACAUUCGCCACCAACGUGUAAAUGAUUGUUGUACAAGUAGUGAUUGCCUACCAGUGGAGAGGUCAGAUAUCUCUAACAAGGAACAAAUAAGCAACUCCCAAUACACAACACCGAGACAAUCGGCGAGUGACACUAAUGAAAGCAGCUUACUUGAAGAAGAAUAUUAUGAUGCGUUUGAGGAUACUGAAAAUAUUUCACCUGCAGAAAGAACAACUGAAAGUAAUACAGCAAGGCAUUCUAGUCAUGUGUAUGCCUGCUUACAAGCCUUGAACUACCCUCAAAAAUGGUACCAUAAGGUAUCAUGGGCAUUUUACAUCAUAGCCGCUAAUAAUUCUUUGCUUGUUACAGUUGUAUACUGGAGUCUGUUGUACUCAGGGUUUCAUAUUAGAGAAGCAGAUGUUGCUUUUCAUUUGCUAAACUCAGUCUUUAUGCUAAUAGAAACUUGCUUGAGCAGUAUCCCUGUGCAACUUCUCCAUAUCGUUUAUGCAGUGCUGUAUGGAGUUGUGUAUUUUCUUUUUUCAGUGGUCUAUUGGUUGCUUGGUGGGACCACUGAUGGUAAUAAGUACAUUUAUCCAAUCCUUGACUAUGAGAGUAAACCUGCUAAAGCUGCUGUGGUGAUAGUCCUGUAUGGGUUCAUUGGGCUACCUGUGGCUCAGCUGUUGAUAUUUGGCUUGUUUAAACUAAGAUGUUAUCUAAAAACUCUACGUAGACAGUGAACUGCAAUACCAUUUUAGUUUCUUUAUUAUCAUACUCGUGACACAAUUUAUCAUUUACUAGUUGGCAACAAUGAAAAAAUAUCCACAGAUACUAGUUUUAUUAGUCAAUUCUUAUAUUGCAAAUUGAAUAAUAAUGCAUGCUCAUAAUCACCCCAUGUAAGGAAAUACAAGACACUCUUGGAAUCUGGACUUCAGGUACUAGAUUCCGGAUUUGUCAGUGGAAUUUGGAUUCCUGAUUCCUUGAGCUGUAUUCGGGAUUCCAUAGCCAUGCAUGGAUCCCGGAUUCCAGAAGCAACACUUCUGUAUUCCAUAUUCCAUGAGCUAAAUUUCCUGGGUUCUGGAAUCCAGAUUCCCUUACAUGGGGCAACAUGCUUAGUUAGAGGGUAUAUAAUAUAGUCGAGACCAAUAGGGAGCGACUUCAGGUAACAGCAUGAUUAGUAGUGAUAUUUGGCAUAAAUACCGCGAGUGAUAUUUCAAAAUCAUUAUACUUCAUUUCACGAGCCGUUAGGGGAGUGAAAUUUCAGACAAUUUUGAAAUUCCAUGAGUGGUAUUUAUGCCAAAUAUCAUGUACAAAUCAUGCUAUUAUGUGUUUACACUACUACCUGCAAAAGCUUUGUAAUUUUCACAAUAGGUAUUUCAAAUUACGCUGAAAUACCACUGCUCUAAGCCAAUCAAAUUGCAGAAAUUUAUCAUUUAGAAGUGUAAGCAACUUUACCUACUAUGGAGGAGGUGAGCAUUUAAAAUAGUUUUCAUUUACUCCUCUAGUUUGUUUUUUUGUUGUUGUUGUUGUUUAAUUUUUUUUGCUUCUUCCCAUAUUUUAAUUAAAAUCAUGAACCUGUAUUUAGCGGAUACCUCUGUUAUAGGGACACCAGCGAAGGUCCCGUGGGUGUCCAAGAAGUUACAAGCAUGAAAACCUCGAAAAACCGUGUUCUUUUCCUCAUUAGCAUAACACUGUAAUUUUUAACACGCAAUUGUUAUGACGUCAAAAUCGUAAGUGUUUGGCAUUGUUAAUGCUGGUUUACGUAAUAUUUUUCCAACGCAUGCAAAUGCUGCGAAAGAGUCAACACUACGCCUCCCCUUGUGUAUCAACAUGUGUCGGGAGGAAUUUAGUCUUUCCCAAGUAAAACUGCAGCAUCACGACUCCGGAGAUUUUAUUCGAUCGCCGGUAAGUUGAAUUUUGGAGUGUUCACAGCUAGCCCACUCAUGAAUAUUUUCAACGCUAUCUAUGCAUGUAUUUGUUUGGUUUACACUUUACACUCUGAAUGACCUUAGUGUUGCUUCCUUACUUAGGCUUGACCUUAACAGAAAGGUUUAUAUUGCUGUUGACAGUGUCCAUUUCCAGACUAAAUUAUUGAGACUUCUGCAACAGUGAAGUCCCACUUCACUUUUCAGAUUGUGAGCGAGUCGUUUGACCAUUCAAACGAAACAUCCCUUUUAUACUUCAUCAGAUAUAUCUUGCAAAAUCUAGAAUUGAAAUCCAAGAUUUGCUUUCUUUAAGUAUAUUUUAAUUUGUUCCCUCUUGGGAGUUUCCUAUUUUUAAUCCCGCCAUGCGCUACGCUUGUGUCAAUGCUGUGUUACAUCGAUUUCUUCCGAAAGUUUACCGUCGAUCACUGCUUAGGCGACGAACAAAUUACGACGAUAUCAGAUGAUAAACAUGCCGAGACAGAGACUUGCUACUGCUUUGUGCUCUUUGACACUUCGGCUAAAAAAAGUUCAGAUAAGUCUUAAAGGAAAAAAAAAAACAAGGAAAAUCAAAACAGUGCUUGAAACGAACGCAUUUAUUUAGAAAUUGACUGAGGCUAAUUAUGCAAGUUUUUUGAAUAUUCGAAAAAUAUCUACAUAGCUAAGUACUGACUGCCAUAAGAGGAAAAGAAACCUAGCAAAUGAAAAUAGCACUGAAAGAAUCCAGUGCGCACUAAAUAACAUGAUGAUGUUAUAAAAUAGCGCUCAAACCAGUUCGGUUACCCUGCAAAAAUUUACGUGAUCUCUACCGAAGGGGAACAAUAUAGCAGAAAACAACAGUUGCACCAAACAACAAAACGCUUAGAAGAGGUACAAAGAACUAAUCAAACAGAAAAGAUAGAAAACUUCUCAACUUGCCUCACAGGUAAUAUUCAUCUUAAGCAGAAUUUAUUCUAGUUAAUCUUAACCUAACGGAGCUGAAAAACGGAAAAUUGUAACAUAGCUUGGAUAGCGCAAGCGUUUAUGUUACAUCAUUGUGAACGCUGAUUACGUCAACAACCUAAUACCUCGAGUAGUUAUCUUGAAAGCUUUGCAAUCCUCUCAAGUGUCAUCAAGUGCGUAAUAAACCCAAUGUUACACACAACAUGUGUUUUAUAACGUUUUCUAAAGAGAAAAAUGGUUAACACAUGGGAGGGGAGUAGGGUCAUCUGCGCACGCGCGCUAUGGUGUGUCAAUCAUUCUUUUCAGUCUUUUCGUUCAAAAAGCAAAACAACAACAACAACUUCGAUGAAUUAAAAGUUAUCCAUCUCAAUAUAAGUUGCCGGUACGCUUUUUUUUGAAGCCGCGGGCUCAUGAUCUUAACGGGCCACAGUAACCUGACUGCGUACUGCGAAGGGCCUUUCCAGCACAGUCAACUGUGUAAGGGUAGUUUUCUAAAGAAAUUAUCUCUGAUAAAUUCGCGAAGGAGGCAUGGAGACCGUCAUAGGUUUAUUGACUCAGACGCAGUGUAUAACGAUUACUAACUGGUCACAUAACUUGAUUUGUUGCAGUGGUUCCCGGAUGUUGGAGUGACCAUAUAUCGCUGUGUGUUCGCUGGUUAUUGCCUUGGUUGGAUUAUUUACAGUGGCUUUCACCUUAGUAAUGGAGACGAGAAGUGGUUCAUCUAUCUCACUAACUGGAGCUUUGCAUUCCUUACGUUGUAUUUCAUCUUGGCAUUUGUUGUGUGUGUGUUUAACCACAUCAGGGAUACACCGAAUGAAACAGCCCCCGUACAAAUGACAACAGCAAAGAGCGAUGGAAGCAGCGGGAUUAGCAUUGAGGUCGCUAACGACCAAGGCCUAAACUAUGAACAACCAGCCGCGAAAAUGGCGUGGUAUCACAAAGCAUUAUGGGUCAUCUUUAUUAUCGCUGCCAAUGCCGCCAUCUUGGUAACCCUGUUGUACUGGACGCUCAUCUUUACCGGAAAAACCAGUGGGCUGGACAUAUCAACCCAUUUGAUAAACAGCCUUUUUAUCGUAGCAGACGUGAUGCUUAGUGAAACUCCUGUGAGAUUCCUUCACUUUCUUUACGCUUGGAUCUAUGGUGCUUGUUAUGUUCUGAUGACUGUGAUAUUUUGGGCAUCAAAUGGCACUAAUGCUCUUGGCGAUCCCUAUAUAUAUUCGUAUAUAGAUUAUGAUGAGUCUCCGGCACUCUCUAGUGGUAUUGUUGUUGGGUUUGUUUUGUUGGGACAGCCGUUUGUCCAGGCCAUCCUUUUUGGCCUGUUCAAACUGAGAGGGUUUUUGGCUCUAAAAUGUGGCAACAAAAUGUAAAUUCCUUUCAGCCAUAAACUACCACUUAAGUCAUCCUUAUAGCAUACUGUAUAAUCAUUGCAAUGAUUAUUAUAUUUUUCUACUCAGAUCAUUGUUUUAUGUUGUCAGAUUCUCUAAGUACAUAUACAAAUGUUUUACCGUUUAAUUUUUUUAAAUUUUCUUCUUGCACAUUGUCUUACGCCUUCAAGCCUUCAAAACUGUCCCAAAUGAAAAGGUUUUUUAACUUUUUUUAUUUACCGCCUACUUGUAAUUAGAACUUGUAAUUGAUGUUGUAAUUAAAUAACUGGGAAAUAAAUCUGGAGUCGUGUGAGUUAAUAUUUUCAGCGGUUUUAACAUCUGCCCAUGCGUAGUGCGCUCAGCUAAGCAAAUCCAAGAUAGCGUCUUCCAGUUGAGUUCUCUCGCGUCCAUGCACCUUUUUCGUACAAAGAUCAAGGGUUGAUUUCCACUGUCUUGUAAUUUUUCUGUGCGAACGAACGUAAAAUUUGCGAGCGUAAAUGAAACAGAGGCGGCAAUGUAUGAAACGCCACGCGCAAACGUAGAAGUUGUGCGAGGUUCAGCGUUUACGUAUACGUGUUGGCCCUCCAUACAUUAGAGAGAUUAAGAUUCACAUUUACCGUAAACGUGAAUUUGUACCAUGCACGUGACCAAGUUUUGCCCUUAAUUGUCGUUAACUGUUUAUUACUUCUACUCAAAAAUAAGUAGUUUCACGCCUGUUUUAUACAAAAGAAUUGUUCGCGACAGUUUUUAUCUGCCUCUUUUCUAUUUUGAGAAAUUCUCAGCUUGAAUCUGCCGUUUGCCUUUUGCCGUAAACUUGACUGCUAAUCCCUCUAUUGUCUUCAUUUUACUAACGCGAGUAAAUUUCACGCGCGAAUUCGCGCGCGUACAAUACUCGACAUUGGAAAUCCACCCUUAGAUAGUAAUGAUGUUCGCACUACGCUGGUCAAAUUUUCGACCGAACCGGGAGAGGGAGGGGAAUUUGGCGUCGAUUUUGAUGUAAAUUUUCGUAAUUCCUCCGUGUGAGCAGAACACCAGAAACUCACACCUUUUAUGAGACGACUUGAACAACGAAGAAAAUCACUAACAAUUACGAUGCAAGUUUGUUCAGUUGUUUUUGUUGUUUGUUUUGUUUUUACUUUGACAUCUUUGUUAACUUCCCCGUCCUCGUCGUCUUGGAUCCGGGAUUCCACAGAUUCCAAAUGUCUUAUCAGAGAUACUUGGAUUCCUGAUAGAGCGGUUUUCACUUGACUGUCGAAAGGGAUUGGUUUUGGUUUUGGUUUUGGUUUUACUACGCCCUUUGGUUGGCUAGUGUAUUUACUUUGGUUUUGCUUUUACGACAGUCAAGUGAAAACCGCUCUAACCAAUCGUUAAUGAGAUUCCGGAUUCCUUGAGUUGAAUUACAGAUUCCAAAGCCCAGGAUUCCAGAUUCCAAGAUCUUAGAUUCCGGAAUCCUGAUUACCUCAUAUUGUCUUAAGUUUGCAGAAGGACCGUGAAUCUGUAUUAAACUGAAAAGCCCGGUUUCGUCGCUUGUAUUGGGAUUUUGAAUCCUAAUUAUCCGACUUUUUUAUUCGGAUACUUUAAUAUUCACUUUAUAUUCACUUUAUAUUUGAAUAUAAAGUGAAUAUUAAAGUAUCCGAAUAAAAAGUCGGAUAAUUAGGAUAAUGAAUGUCUGUAAACCGCCAGGUAAUCCGAAUGUGUUCAGGAAUCUGGAAACAUUUGAUCCAAAAAAACCUCUUUCAUUGUAAAACUAAGUAGCCUUUGAUGAAGUUUCCUCGCAGUAUUUUUUCCAUAUGUAAAUAUUUCUUUAUUACAAGUUCAUCUUUUUUGUUUUCCUUUGUAUCAGGGGGAAAAGAGUAAAUUAUCGUCUCUACAUCAAAGAAAACUUUCACAAUAAAAGCAGUCAAAAGCUUUAAAGGAUAAUGGGGUAAAUCCUUUUUUGUCUUUUUCUUUUUCAAGAUCGAAUUAAUUAAGUACAAGCUAAUUUGUUUUGUGUGCUGCUGAUAUUAGCACGUGGUACAUCACAAUAAACUCCUCAGGGACUCUAGCCAUUGUCAAGCAAAUCAACAACCUCUUCUAACAAGGAACAAAUAAGCAACUCCCAAUACACAACACCGAGACAAUCGGCGAGUGACACUAAUGAAAGCAGCUUACUUGAAGAAGAAUAUUAUGAUGCGUUUGAGGAUACUGAAAAUAUUUCACCUGCAGAAAGAACAACUGAAAGUAAUACAGCAAGGCAUUCUAGUCAUGUGUAUGCCUGCUUACAAGCCUUGAACUACCCUCAAAAAUGGUACCAUAAGGUAUCAUGGGCAUUUUACAUCAUAGCCGCUAAUAAUUCUUUGCUUGUUACAGUUGUAUACUGGAGUCUGUUGUACUCAGGGUUUCAUAUUAGAGAAGCAGAUGUUGCUUUUCAUUUGCUAAACUCAGUCUUUAUGCUAAUAGAAACUUGCUUGAGCAGUAUCCCUGUGCAACUUCUCCAUAUCGUUUAUGCAGUGCUGUAUGGAGUUGUGUAUUUUCUUUUUUCAGUGGUCUAUUGGUUGCUUGGUGGGACCACUGAUGGUAAUAAGUACAUUUAUCCAAUCCUUGACUAUGAGAGUAAACCUGCUAAAGCUGCUGUGGUGAUAGUCCUGUAUGGGUUCAUUGGGCUACCUGUGGCUCAGCUGUUGAUAUUUGGCUUGUUUAAACUAAGAUGUUAUCUAAAAACUCUACGUAGACAGUGA
Molecule: messenger RNA, 7150 nt
Organism: Porites evermanni
Lineage: Eukaryota; Metazoa; Cnidaria; Anthozoa; Scleractinia; Poritidae
Source: the annotation of a GenBank genome assembly